This is a messenger RNA of Xenopus laevis (African clawed frog), 716 nucleotides long. Its product is annotated as claudin-16-like. Bases 6 to 716 code for a protein of 236 amino acids. The transcript is spliced from 5 exons. NCBI's taxonomy places the organism in Eukaryota, Metazoa, Chordata, Amphibia, Anura, Pipidae. The record is from RefSeq and is a predicted model, not a curated record.
CUUUAAUGUGUAAACAGAUAUUUGUGUUUUGGAGUCCUCCAGACUUGAGAAUGAUUGUUGUACUGCAGUUUAUGGCUCUUUGCUUGGCUCUGGUCUCCACGUUAUUCCUGAUCGUGGCCACUUGGACAGACUGCUGGAUGGUUAAUGCCGACGACAGCUUAGAGGUCAGCCAGAAAUGUCGUGGUCUGUGGUGGGAAUGUGUGACCAAUACACAGGAUGGGAUAAAAACAUGUGACCAAUACGAUUCUAUUUUAGCGGAGCAUCCAUUGAAAAUAGUACUUACAAGAGCCCUGAUGAUCACAGCAGAUAUACUGGCCAGCUUCGCUCUAAUCAUUCUGGUUCUAGGUCUUGAUGCGGUCAAGUUCUUAAGAUCAGAGGCACAUAUCAAGCUACGCAUGUGUUACAUGGCUGGAUUCAUUUUUGGCAUUGGCGGUAUCCCAGGAAUGAUUGGCUCAGUGUGGUAUGCAGUCGAUGUCUAUGUUGAGAGGGCAACCCUCGUAUUACAGAAUGUAUUUCUUGGGAUUCAUUAUGAAUUUGGCUGGUCUUGCUGGCUGGGGAUGGCUGGUUCUACUGGCUGUUUUUUGGCUUCAAUAGUUCUUACUUGCUGUCUUUAUAUUUUUAGAGAUCUUGGAUCAUAUUCAAGGAACCAGAGAUCCAUUUAUAAAUAUGGAAGAACUGCGACUGGCAAAAUGUAUGCCAUGGACUCCAGAGUGUGA